This is a messenger RNA of Bipolaris zeicola 26-R-13, 465 nucleotides long. RefSeq lists its product as uncharacterized. NCBI's taxonomy places the organism in Eukaryota, Fungi, Ascomycota, Dothideomycetes, Pleosporales, Pleosporaceae. The coding region runs from base 1 to 465 and encodes 154 amino acids. The transcript has a single exon. The record is from RefSeq and is a predicted model, not a curated record.
AUGCCCAACUUCCUCAACACCAUUGCCAGCCGCGCAAAGGCUCACCACGAGAGCGUCAAUGCCGCAUACAACACCUACUACACCGGCUCAUCACCUGCCUCUCGAACAGCUUCACCUGAGGCUUCCCGCAGCUCCUCUGUUGCCAGCCCAUCCGCACCCAAGAACCCUACCAAUGCCUCCAAGGCCUGGAAGGCUCUUAAGAAGCACCACCGCGAGAUGAACGAGGCCUUCGCUGUCUACUACAGCCCCGGCAACUCUCCCUCCGCCUCCAGGAACGCAUCUGCCGUCUCCAGCCCAAGGCACAGUGCCGACGCACCCAGGAACUCUAGCGUCAGCGAAGUCAAGGAGGCUGGCCCCAGGAACUACCAGAAGGCGUGGAAGGCUCUCAAGACCAGGGCUAUCGAGCACCACAGGAGCGUCAACGCUGCCUACAACCAGACCUAUGGACUGCACAUGCGCCAAUAG